GCUCUAGAGUCUACUCAUAUGAUCAUAUCACAUCUGUUACCAAAACAUCGACUGAGGUCGCCUGACCGAAAAGUCUUGUUUCUAUUGAAGAAAUUCACGUAAUAUAUUUUACCUCAGUUAAAUCUAUCAAUUAUGUAUCAAGAAUCUUCAGCCGUCGACAAUGCCGAGUACCAUCACAUUAUGUACAAUUACGAGACACUCAAGCUGCCUCCUGAAGCAGCAGCAGCGUUAAAGAUGACGGGCGUAGAAGCUGAUACUGUAACCCUCUCUGCAUCAGAUUCCCUACCUACCGUCACACUGUCCGCUGGCGAAUCCCUGGUUCCGUCAUGCAUCAGCACCUCGAUACCUGUCACAAAUGUGUUGACCACAACUUCUCUCUCAGAAGGCGUGAGACUCACAGCUCCGUCCCUCUCAAUAGCAACGCCGCUCACUUGCACGUCCAUAACAAAUGGGAUUCCCCUGACUGCUGUAACUCUCACACCGACAAAUUCUCCAUCUGUGGUUUCUGCAGCAGUUCCCAGUGGGCACUUCUCUGACGGCUCUGUACCCAGCACCCUCACCGUUGCCACCAUGUCAGAUGUUGACUCCUCAUCUGUGAGUGCACGAGAAGAUUCUCUUGAAAUUGGCCAGAUUGUACAUACCACGGACGAUGGGGUUUUGGAAAACAGCUUGGUUUCCUCUUCUUCUAUUGAUGCUGUUGUAACUUCCAUGGUAGCAUCUGCAGAUUGCCAGGGGGUGGUAACAAAUGGUCGGAAAAUACCUUCUCAGGUCAUAGCAAAGUUGCUGAGUGAUGAUUCCCUGAGCCUCGAUAUGGUGCGUAUUAUCACUGAGCAAGAUGUUGAAAAUGAAUCCCACCAACCACAAGGUUUCAACAUGCUGGCUAGGCCGGGAAUGCUCGUUCACACUAAAUUAGCUGACAAUGAUAUUGUUAGUGGGAAUAGUAUUAACCCGUAUCGUCAUGUAGAAGUUUUGAAUGUGAGACCUACAAUAAGGCUAGACAACGAAGGAUCCACACAUUGUAGUGUUGUCUGGACGUGUGCUUAUUGUAGCAUGGCAUUUCCAAGUUCUGAAGCUGUAGGGCAACACCAUGAAAAAGAGUGUACGGAAAAUCAGAGUAUUACUGUUGCAACGUCAAGUUCAGCAACAGUUGAAUCUCUAAUAUCACCAUUAAGACAGGUAGACGAAAAUACAUUUGAACUAAAGUUAAGUACUGAUAAAGAAUCUCAGAAUGGUACAGAACAUGAUGCACACGAAGAACCCGUUAAAGAUGAAGAACAGCAUUGGAGUACAGAACAUGAAAGCAUUUGGACUUGUACAAUUUGUGGAGGUGAAUUUAAUAAAUCAGAAGAACUUGGGAAGCAUCAUCUGACUCACUCCAUCCAGGACCUGUCUGCAUCCUUGUUGAAACUCACGAAACCACAGAGAAGAGCAAAAGUCAACAAAAUUACUGCAGUUCCCUUGCCUGCUGUUACUGCUUCUGCCACUGUCCCUUCAGCUGUUGUUUUAGAACAAGAUAAUAGCAAUAACUGUGAAAGUGCCUGGAAUAAAUCAGGACUCACAGCUAUGGAAGAAGAAUUGGCUGACAAUCCAGGGGACACUCCUCCACAGACUCCACCACAGGAAAGUCUGACAGUCAAGGUGAAGAAAAAGACGGGUAUCAAAGCUCCCCCAGUUGAGAAGAAUGACAAGAAAAAGGGUGGCAAGAAAACCAACAAGGAAACGAAAGCUCCCAGACAGCGUAAAUGUAAAGGCCGUGUUGUUGGCCAAGGAAGCAGGGACCCUCAUACUUGUAACAUAUGCAACAAAGUUCUGAGUUGUCGGGGUAAUUUAGCCAAGCACUUAGUAACCCACGCAUCAGAUAAGCCUUUUGUAUGUAAGCCGUGUGGUAUAGGAUUCAAUGCCAAAAGGGACCAGCAAUAUCAUUAUCUUAGAUAUCACACAAAUGAACGACCCAACAUUUGCGAAGUUUGCGGUAAAGGGUACGUCUUCAGACAGUACCUCCUGAAGCACAUGGUGUUCCAUGGCAAGGAACGUCAGUUUUCAUGUGAAAUAUGUGGCAAGCAGUUCUUGACGGCUAAGUGUGUUAUGCGACAUAAAAAGAGGCACAAAAAGGAAAAGCUCUUCAAGUGCACCAGCUGUUUAAAGUCAUUUACCGUCAAUGCAGAUUUGAAGGCUCACAUCCGUAAGAUACACCGAAAUAAUAAAAAGACCUCCAAUAUUAAACAGCAGCAAGACUCUCAGCACAAGGUUAUACAGUCAGUACAAUCACUUCAGCAAAAAGUUCCUGAUAGCCAGUCACUAAAAUCGAAGGAUAUAACAGAGUUCUUGUUGCCAAGUAAUGCAACAAUCCAAGGCCAGUUACUGCCAGCAGAACUCGAACCUGCAACUCUGAGUGGUACUGUUUCAUCAAAAGACGAAGUUUUCAUUACCCCUGAUCCAUUAGGAUCAAUUAUUCCUCUGAGUGAACUACCCCCUAACGAGUACAGUGCAAGUGUGGCACCUAUUGGAGAUCAUACAACUUAUGUCAUGAUUAACAGCACUGACGAAGAGGUUGCAUCACAGAAUGUGUCAGCAGCGCAUGGGUUAAACAUCAUGUACGCAGCAGCAACAACUCCAGCACAGCAGGUUGGGGAGCUUAGCAGAAGUCAUUUAAGUCAAGGUAACUUAAAUCAGGGACAGCAUAUGUUGGUCAGUUCAACAUUAGGAGACACCACCAGUCAGCUGAGUGAAGGUACUCUCCAGCAUAUUGAAAGUCAAACAGAUCUACAGCAUCAAGCGCAGGAAACGCAGACCUUAGCUGCAGUAACGGAAGCAGGAUUAGACGAAGGUCAUCAAGGGGACAUGAACGUAGCUGCUGGCACUGAUGAUCACGGAUCAGAACUAGCAGCGGCUACCCACGACUCUGUCGUUCAUUCUUCCCAUGAUCCAGGAAGUGGCUUCCAUUUGGAGUUGCUUUCACAGACAAUCCAACUCGAACUCCAGAGAACCCAGACGUCGACUGCGAAUUAUCUUGGAAUAUCAGAUAGGUGAUAGGUGAAGUGAGAGUUUUGAUGACGCAAGUAAAUUAGGAGACAGUCCAGUUUGCUUGUUAUUCAGUUCUGUGUACAGUAUAAAGUACUGAAAGUCUCACUUAGGAAACAUUGAUGUUUGCUUUUGACUUUCGAGGUACGUCAUGUAUUACAAUCCGUCGUUAGAAACAAGUUGUAGUGUUGGAGUUACAAGUGAGUCUUUCCAUCCAUUCUGUAUUUGGAUUGUCAUUAUUGGUAUUGUUACUGGCCAUUUACUUUUGUAAUUAAAACAAGAACUGAAGCAGCGUUUUUACCACGAUUUUGUGUAAUGCCAUUUCACAGUGCUACAGAUUGUGGUCAAUUUACCUGAAAGCAGUUCAGAUGUUAAAAUCACCUCAUAGGGGAAUAGUAAAACUUCAUAAUGAUGUCUCGAGACAAAAAUGGCUGUUUCAACAUCUUGUUACUGAUAUUUAAAUUUAUAGUGAUGUUUUAGCAUUGGAGUAUAUACCUGUCAUGCAUAUCAAGUUUUAAGUUUGCAGAUCCUGUUUGUUGACGAUAACAUAUUACAAAAGUUUUAUGCUAGACAUUGAUGAGACCGGUGCCAUUUUCAGUGAUUAAUGGUAGCUAUGAUUCAUGCUUUUGUAGUUUGGCUUUGGGAUUCACAGGCCAUUUACAAACCCAUAAACAUUUCAUGUCAUUAUUCAGUCUUGUACCAUUAGUCAACUUUUGGUAGAAUGAUUUUAAUUGUUAAGAAGUUUGUUUCUGAUUAAAAGACUUUUCUUAUA
Macrobrachium nipponense is the source of this 3793-nucleotide messenger RNA. RefSeq names its product zinc finger protein 236-like. Gene Ontology annotation, biological process: regulation of DNA-templated transcription. NCBI's taxonomy places the organism in Eukaryota, Metazoa, Arthropoda, Malacostraca, Decapoda, Palaemonidae. The transcript is spliced from 4 exons. The record is from RefSeq and is a predicted model, not a curated record. Gene Ontology annotation, molecular function: RNA polymerase II cis-regulatory region sequence-specific DNA binding; DNA-binding transcription factor activity, RNA polymerase II-specific. The coding region runs from base 133 to 3030 and encodes 965 amino acids.